CUACCUUUCACAGAGGCCAACUUUUCAAACCCAGAGAAAUUGGCAUAAGCAUACUUAUUAUCAGUAUAGAAACAUGUCUUUUACUUAUAGUUUUUAGCUCUUCCAUCUUCUCUGCCUAAUUUAUGUGCUAAUUUUUUUGGGUAUAAAAAUAUUUAGUCUCAGAGUAUCAAAUGCAAGCCAUGAAAAGCCUUUUGGUCUGCUCCUUCUUGUUCUCUUUCCUAAGUAUCUCAACUACAACCACACCAGACACAAUCACUCCAAGUCGAUCUAUGAGAGACGGUGAAACUCUAGUUUCAGCAGGUGGAAGCUUUCAACUGGGAUUCUUUAGCCCUGGUACAUCAAAAGGUCGAUACUUAGGAAUAUGGUACUCUGUUCAUACUGAGACAGUUGUAUGGGUAGCUAACAGAGAAAGACCACUUGGCGAUUCUUCAGGAGUUUUGAAGGUCACUGAGCAAGGAGUUCUAGUCCUUCUCAAUAGCACAAACAGGAUUGUAUGGUCAUCAAAUUCAUCAACAACUGCAGGGAAUCCAGUAUCACAACUCAUGGAUUCAGGAAAUCUUGUUUUGAAAGAUGGAAAUGAAACUAACCCUGAUAAAUUCUUGUGGCAGAGUUUUGAUUAUCCUUGUGACACAUUCCUACCAGAAAUGAAGCUUGGUUGGGACUUGGUUACUGGUUUAGAUAGGUACGUCUCAUCUUGGAGGAGCACAGAAGAUCCUUCUUCAGGACAGUUUUCAUUACGGAUGGAUCGUCGUGGUUUCCCACAAAUUUUUGUUAUGAAAGGAGCGAAGAUAAUGUCUAGAGCAGGGUCAUGGAACGGCCUUCAUUUUACAGCAUAUCCAUAUUCUCAACAAACACAAGCAAGCCCAACAUCGGAGUAUGAAUUUGUGUUGAACAAGGAUGAGGUCUAUUAUGAGUACAGGCUUCUAAACACGUCCACGUUCUCGAGAUAUAUGUUGAAUCCAUCAGGCACUGCAGCGCGAUUCACAUGGGUGUACCGAACACAUAGUUGGGAACAGUCCUCUACAUUCCAGGCAGAUCAGUGUCAGAAUUAUGCCUUGUGUGGUGCAUAUACUAGUUGCAGGGUCAAUGUCUCUCCCAUAUGUGCAUGCUUGAAGGGAUUUGUACCAAAAUCUCCAAAAGAUUGGAAUUCAGGAUAUUGGUCUGAUGGGUGUGUUAGAAAGAUUCCAUUGGCUUGCAGCUCUGGAGAUGGCUUCCUAAAUUACACUGGGGUUAAAUUGCCAGACACAUCUUCCUCAUGGUAUGACAAAAGCAUGAGUCUCAAGGAAAGCAUGAGUCCCAAGUGGCUGGUUUAAGCUUCUGAGUAGAAGUUCUGCAGUUGCUUCUUCUUCUUCCCUUUUUCUUUUUGAGUCAUUUGUUGAUCUUUCUCUAAGGUCUGACCCGUGAGUCCUUUUUCAGAGAAAUUGCUUAGAGACAUUGUUCUUCAUUAACUAUCUCAGGGAGUCGGCUUAUAUUGGUUUUAGAACUGCUUGAACUACAGGAAUUUGUUCUAAAUAAACGACUCAUGACUACUCAAGUGUUUGGGAUUGGCUGACUAAAGAAGAAGAUAAACAGGGGCUUCCUAAACUGACCAUUUUCUCUACAAGAAACUUAUUAACCUCUCUCAAUUUUCUGUCUCCUGCCCACCGCUCAGG
Prunus mume (Japanese apricot) is the source of this 1652-nucleotide messenger RNA. The record is from RefSeq and is a predicted model, not a curated record. NCBI's taxonomy places the organism in Eukaryota, Viridiplantae, Streptophyta, Magnoliopsida, Rosales, Rosaceae.